UAGUAGUUACUUUCCCGGGGAAAUUAACAGCCGUUAUCAAAAUAUCAUCACCUGAACCCGUAAACGCUGAAUCCUAAUUCCCAAUCCUUAUUCUUCAACCUCGUCUCUGUUCCUUCUCUAGGGUUUCUCUGAUUCCACCAUAUGGAGGAUCCCGUCCGUUCACAGGUGAUCGGCCAAUCAGCUACCUCCUCCCAGCUCAAUCUCCCUCCCACUAUGUCACUAGACACUCUGGCUCUGGAAACCCUAACGCCUUCCCGCCACGUCCAACGGAUGAUAAAUUACAACCACCACGUCUCCCCGUCCCGCUCAAUCUACUCUGACAGGUUUAUUCCCAGUAGAUCAGGCUCUAAUUUUGCCCUAUUUAACAUAUCUGGGUCCCCGCAGCAGCGUCCGCAAUUUGGGGGCGAGGGCAAGGAUGAUGCCUCCUCUGGCGCUUAUGUGGCUGCCCUCCGUGCUGCACUAUUUGGCCCUGAUACGCCUGACCGUAAGGACAGCUCCUUGUUGUCUGUGAGACGGAAUAUCUUCGGGUACAAAACUGAGACGAGACGGUCCUUGCAUUCACUUUCGCCGUUUGUGUCCAAUGAGGAGGUUGGGCCCGGCGUCAUCCAUAGCCCGGUUAAGGCUCCGAGGAAGGUCCCUCGGUCUCCUUACAAGGUCUUGGAUGCUCCUGCGUUGCAAGAUGAUUUCUAUUUAAAUCUAGUAGAUUGGUCCUCGCAUAAUGUGUUGGCAGUGGGGCUGGGAAACUGUGUUUAUUUGUGGAAUGCUUGCAGUAGUAAGGUGACAAAGCUGUGUGAUUUAGGAAUCGAUGAUAGUGUGUGUUCAGUGGGUUGGGCUCAACGUGGAACUCAUGUUGCUAUUGGAACUAACAAUGGAAAAGUUCAGAUAUGGGAUGCAUCACGCUGUAAAAGAGUAAGAACCAUGGAGGGGCACCGAUUACGGGUUGGAGCCUUGGCCUGGAGUUCCACUCUGUUAUCUUCUGGAAGCCGAGACAGAAGCAUUCUUCAACGAGAUAUACGUACUCAGGACGAUUUUGUCAGUAGACUCUCUGGGCACAAAUCAGAGGUAUGCGGGCUGAAGUGGUCUUAUGAUUACCGUGAGUUAGCAUCAGGCGGGAAUGAUAACAGACUUUUUGUUUGGAAUCAACAUUCAACCCAGCCUCUGUUGAAAUACUGUGAGCACACAGCAGCGGUAAAAGCAAUUGCAUGGUCUCCCCAUCUUCAUGGACUUCUUGCAUCUGGGGGAGGCACUGCAGACAGGUGUAUUCGUUUCUGGAAUACAACCACUAACACGCACCUUAGUUGUAUGGACACUGGUAGUCAGGUUUGCAAUCUUGUCUGGUCUAAGAACGUCAAUGAACUUGUGAGCACCCAUGGCUACUCACAGAAUCAAAUUAUUGUUUGGAGAUACCCUUCAAUGUCAAAGCUGGCAACUCUUACAGGCCAUACAUACAGAGUGCUUUAUCUGGCCAUCUCACCAGAUGGACAGACUAUUGUAACGGGAGCGGGAGACGAAACGCUUAGGUUUUGGAAUGUAUUCCCUUCCCCAAAGUCUCCGAACACAGAUAGUGAAAUUGGUGCAUCUUCCUUGGGAAGAACUACAAUCCGGUGACUCCUGGAAGCCUCGGACUGCAUCCUUCAAGGUUUCCAGCACUACCUCAGUGCAAAAGGAAAGGAAGUUGAUUAUUCACGCCAAUCCUAAUCCCACGCGGUAAAGAAGGUAACUGGUGUGUUGAGCCGAGCGUCAAGAUUUCAUGAUCUUCAACAUGCCUAAGCCCCGAAAUUUACAGAACUCCCAAAUGCAAUACAGGUGUGGAGGUACAAAUUGAUAACUUGAUUCUUUGCUUUGUUUCUGAUUUUUGUUUACCCUUGCAAAAAUGUAUAGAAGGACAAGUUGUCUAUUAUUUUGGAACUGCUUCCCCCAAGUUGUAUAUUCAAGAGAGUAUUUUGUAGCAAGAUUUCCUAAUUAUGUGGAGGAUUUGUGCAAACAAAUCAAUUUAUCCCA
This is a messenger RNA of Tripterygium wilfordii, 2001 nucleotides long. Its product is annotated as protein FIZZY-RELATED 2-like. The transcript has 10 exons. Gene Ontology annotation, molecular function: protein binding; anaphase-promoting complex binding; ubiquitin ligase activator activity. NCBI's taxonomy places the organism in Eukaryota, Viridiplantae, Streptophyta, Magnoliopsida, Celastrales, Celastraceae. Gene Ontology annotation, cellular component: anaphase-promoting complex. The coding region runs from base 142 to 1608 and encodes 488 amino acids. Gene Ontology annotation, biological process: anaphase-promoting complex-dependent catabolic process; positive regulation of anaphase-promoting complex-dependent catabolic process; positive regulation of ubiquitin protein ligase activity. The record is from RefSeq and is a predicted model, not a curated record.